Nycticebus coucang (slow loris) is the source of this 5928-nucleotide messenger RNA. RefSeq names its product strawberry notch homolog 2 (gene SBNO2). The coding region runs from base 1321 to 5229 and encodes 1302 amino acids. Gene Ontology annotation, biological process: regulation of DNA-templated transcription. Lineage: Eukaryota; Metazoa; Chordata; Mammalia; Primates; Lorisidae. Gene Ontology annotation, cellular component: nucleus. The record is from RefSeq and is a predicted model, not a curated record. The transcript is spliced from 29 exons. Gene Ontology annotation, molecular function: chromatin DNA binding; histone binding.
UAUGGGGAUGGCAAAGGGCAUUUGGGUGAGAACAGGGAAAGCCUGGGAGCAGCUGCUGUGCAUGGGCCAUGCCUCUGGGGCCUCCACCAGAGGCCCAAGGCCCCCGGUUCCCCCUUGACAGCUCUGGAGGGGAGUCCCCCCAUCCUGGGACCUUGACCCUUCUGGCCCAGCCACGGGGGUCCCUGGACAUCUUGGGGCAUUUCCUUCCUCUGCCAGCCUUAGGCUGGCUAGCUCCCUCUCCAGGCCCCUAUCCUUUGGCUCAGGCUGGGGGUUGGGUCUUCAUCCCUUACCCUUACAGAGGGCAGCCCGUCUGCAGUUUAGCCUCAUCAUAGAUGUGGGCAAAUAGAGGUCCCCUCUCCACAGUCAGCCAUUCUCCCAUCCCUUUUGUCCUAGAGUCCCCCUUACACCUCCCCAGCACCUCAGAGGACAUCACAAAUGACCCCUGUGGCUCCAGAGUGAUGUCCAAGUGGGUACUACUCAGGCAGAAGGGCCAGUUUUUCUGGCAAGUUCUUUUGGCCAAGUGAUUGAGCUAGCAUGUAAGGCCCCACGAACCUUAGUACAGGGUCUCAGGUCGCUGUGCGCAGGUAUAGGGCUGGGGUCCAGGGCAUGGAGGGAUGCAGGGCCAGCUUUGCCUGUGCCCACCCUCCCUGCCAGGCUCUUGCAGCCAGAUCCAGGGGCAGGGUGGGGCAUUGACCUGCAAGAGCAACAUGGGGCCUCAUGCGCCAUCAAUGCUUGGGCCCCCAGAGGGCUCCUGGGCAGGGAGCACCCAACUGGGGGCACAGCUCAAACGAAGGCCCUAAGGAGAGCUUGGGUAUUGAGGUGAAAGGCUCUGGCCUGAGGGACCUUUAGGGGAUCUGAGGGCAACUUGGCCUCAGUUUCCUUGCAUGUGACUCAGGGGAUGACUGUGCCUCUCACAGUGACUGCUGUGGGGACACCAAGUACAGUUGUGGGUCUGUGUCAAGCCUAGUGAGGCUGGGGCAUGUAGACCAGAGCCUAGAGUGUUAGCAAUCUGGGGAAAUUGAGGCCUGUUCAUACCUGGGCAUUCUGCCCAAGUCCCAGGUACCCAGCCCUGGGGCACUCUGGCCAGUGGGGUGGUGUUGACAGCGCCUGUGGCUGCUACGCCCCAUUCGGUAAUUCUCCUGCACUGCCAGUAAUCACCCUGGCUUACCAGGCAUCAUUUCCUGAAAGUCAGCCCAGGCUGAGAGGAAGUAGGCGCAGCGCUGACUAAACUGACAUGCAAAUACAGCCGGGCAGAGCUUGGCUGCCUCUGUCUGACCUGACAGACGCGAUGCUGGAGCCACUGGAGCCACGGCCAUUGCCAUGAGGGACCCACUCUCCAGCGGCUCUUCCAGGGGGACCCAGGGCCCCCCACGUGCCACGACCAUGUCCCAGCUACGGUUCUGGCUGCAGUUUGGGGCUCUCAACAAGGAUUCUUCGUACUUCGAGGAUCUCUCCAAUGCCUCCAUCUUCUCCUCCUCUGUGGACUCCCUGUCGGACAUCGUGGACACGCCUGACUUCCUGCCAGCUGACAGCCUUAGUCAGGUACCCACCAUCUGGGAUGUGAGCACCGCCUCAUCUGCCCAUGACAAGCUAUUCCUGCCUAGUGGGCCGUUUCCAGGCCUUGAGGAAACUGCGCCCUCCCUCCCCAGCACCCCACUUCUUGUCAGCUACCAGUCGCAGAGUCAGCCCGAGGAGGAAGACGAGGCAGAGGAGGACGAGGCAGAGGAGCUGGGCCACACUGAGACCUAUGCCGAUUAUGUGCCUUCCAAAUCCAAGAUUGGGAAGCAGCACCCUGAUCGUGUCGUGGAGACUAGCACGCUGUCCAGCGUCCCACCCCCAGACAUCACCUAUACCCUGGCCCUGCCCUCAGACAGUGGAGUUCUGUCUGCCCUGCAGCUGGAGGCCAUCACCUAUGCCUGCCAGCAACAUGAGGUCCUGCUCCCCAGUGGGCAGAGGGCAGGCUUCCUUAUUGGCGAUGGGGCUGGCGUGGGUAAGGGCCGCACAGUGGCUGGCGUCAUCCUGGAAAACCAUCUGCGCAGCAGGAAGAAGGCACUGUGGUUUAGUGUCUCCAACGACCUCAAGUAUGAUGCAGAGCGGGACCUGCGUGACAUCGAGGCACCUGGUAUCCCAGUACAUGCACUCAGCAAGAUCAAAUACGGUGACAACACUACCUCAGAGGGCGUCCUCUUCGCCACCUAUUCUGCCCUGAUUGGGGAGAGCCAGGCAGGCGGGCAGCACCGCACACGCCUCCGGCAGAUCCUCGACUGGUGUGGGGAGGGCUUCGAGGGCGUCAUCAUUUUUGAUGAAUGCCACAAAGCAAAGAAUGCCAGCUCCACCAAGAUGGGCAAGGCUGUGCUGGACCUGCAGAACAAGCUGCCCCUGGCCCGGGUGGUCUACGCCAGCGCCACAGGUGCCUCUGAGCCCCGGAACAUGAUCUACAUGAGCCGCCUGGGCAUCUGGGGUGAGGGCACGCCCUUCCGGACCUUUGAAGAGUUCCUGCAUGCCAUUGAGAAGAGGGGUGUGGGCGCCAUGGAAAUUGUGGCCAUGGACAUGAAAGUCAGCGGUAUGUACAUCGCACGUCAGCUCAGCUUCUCCGGUGUCACUUUUCGCAUCGAGGAGAUCCCACUGACCCCAGACUUUGAGCACGUCUACAACCGCGCAGCCCUGCUGUGGGCCGAGGCUUUGGGCGUGUUCCAGCAGGCAGCUGACUGGAUAGGUCUGGAGUCACGCAAGUCCCUGUGGGGCCAGUUCUGGUCAGCCCAUCAGCGAUUCUUCAAGUACCUGUGCAUUGCUGCCAAGGUGCACCGGCUGGUAGAGCUGGCCCUUGAGGAACUGGCUCAAGACAAGUGCGUGGUCAUUGGGCUACAGUCCACAGGUGAGGCGCGGACCCGAGAAGUGCUAGGGGAAAAUGAUGGGCACCUGGACUGCUUCGUCUCAGCUGCUGAAGGCGUUUUUCUGUCACUAAUUCAGAAGCACUUUCCCUCAACCAAAAGGAAGCGGGACAGAGGAGUGGGCAGUAAGCGAAAACGGCGGCCACGGGGACGUGGAGCCAAGGCCUCCAGGCUGAUGUGUGAGGCAGCAGGCGUGAUCCGCAUCAGUGACGACAGCAGCACCGAGUCAGAUGCUGGCCUGGACAGUGACUUCAACUCCUCCCCGGAGUCCCUAGUGGACGAUGAUGUAGUCAUCGUGGACAGCAUAGGGCUCCCCAUGGAUGACCAAGGGCCCUUAUGCCCCACUCAGAGGGACCCACAUGGCAUUGGCGUCCUGGAGCGCGUUGAGCGGCUGAAGCAAGACUUGCUGGCUAAAGUGCGGCUGCUGGGCCAAGACCUGCCAGUUAACACUCUGGAUGAGCUGAUUGACAAGCUGGGCGGUCCCGAGCGGGUGGCAGAGAUGACUGGCAGGAAGGGCCGCAUCGUGUCCAGGCCCGAUGGGACGGUGGCCUUCGAGUCACGGGCAGAGCAGGGCCUAUCCAUCGACCAUGUGAAUCUCAGGGAGAAGCAACGCUUCAUGAGCGGCGAGAAGCUCGUGGCCAUCAUCUCGGAAGCCUCCAGCUCGGGCAUCUCACUUCAAGCCGACCGCCGUGUCCAGAACCAGCGACGCCGUGUGCACAUGACGCUCGAGCUGCCCUGGAGCGCGGAUAGAGCGAUCCAGCAAUUCGGCCGCACCCACCGGUCCAACCAGGUCUCAGCUCCCGAGUAUGUCUUCCUCAUUUCCGAGCUGGCUGGGGAGCGCCGGUUUGCCUCCAUCGUGGCCAAGCGCCUCGAGAGCCUGGGCGCCCUGACCCACGGAGACCGCCGGGCCACGGAGUCUCGGGACCUGAGCAAGUACAAUUUUGAAAACAAGUACGGCAUCCGGGCCCUCCAUUGCAUCCUCACCACCAUCCUGAGUCAGGUUGAGAACAAGGUGCCAGUGCCCCAGGGCUACCCAGGAGGAGUUGCUGCCUUCUUCAGGGAUAUGAAGCAGGGCCUGCUUUCAGUCGGCAUUGGAGGGCGAGAGUCCCGCUCUGGCUGCCUUGAUAUGGAGAAAGAUUGCUCCAUCACUAAGUUCCUGAACCGCAUUUUGGGGCUAGAGGUGUACAAGCAGAAUGCGCUUUUUCAGUAUUUUUCUGACACCUUCGACCACCUCAUAGAGGCAGACAAGAAGGAGGGCAAAUAUGACAUGGGCAUCUUGGACCUGGCUCCUGGCAUUGACGAGAUCUACGAGGAGAGCCAGCAGGUGUUUUUGGCCCCUGGACACCCACAGGAUGGGCAGGUGGUCUUCUACAAGAUCAGCGUGGACAGAGGCCUGAAGUGGGAGGAGGCAUUUGCCAAAGCGCUAGAGCUGACUGGUCCCCACGAUGGCUUCUACCUCUCAUACAAGGUUCGGGGCAACAAGCCCAGCUGCCUCUUGGUGGAACAGAACCGUGGCAAGCACUUCACCGUGUACAAGCCCAACAUUGGCCGGCAGAGCCAGCUGGAGACCCUGGACAGCCUGUGCCGCAAGUUCCACCGUGUCACCCCAGAGGAGGCCAAGGAGCAUUGGGAGAGUAACUACGUCUACUCGCUGACCCACUGCAGUCACACUGCGUGGAAUCGGCACUGUCGGCUGGUGCAGGAGGGCAAGGACUGCUUGCAGGGCCUGCGGCUACGGCACCACUACAUGCUGUGUGGGGCACUGCUGCGUGUGUGGGGCCGCAUUGCUGCAGUCAUGGCAGAUGUCAGCAGCAGCAGCUACCUGCAGAUUGUGCGUCUGAAGACCAAGGACAAAAAGAAGCAAGUGGGCAUCAAGAUCCCUGAGGGCUGUGUGCGCCGUGUGCUCCAGGAGCUGCAGCUGAUGGACUCCGAUGUCAAGCGUAGGCGAGCACGUGUCAGGGGCCUCCCUGCCCCACCCAUACUGCAGGAGCUCCCAUUGCCCUGUGGCCCCAGCGAGGUGCUGGACCUGACCUACAGCCCACCGGCUGAGGCCUUCCCACCACUCCCGCACUUCUCCUUUCCCCCACCGCUACCUCUGGACCCCAACUCUGGGGGGCUGCUGCUGGGCACCCCACAUGGCCCCUCUGACCCCGCGGCCCUGGCGCAUCAGGGCUGUGACAUCAACUUCAAAGAGGUGCUAGAGGACAUGCUGCGCUCCCUGCACUCAAGCCCUGCUGAGGCCCCAGGCCCACUGGUGGAGGGCGCAGGAGUAGUGGGAGGUGGGGGUGCCGAGAGGCGGAGCGUCAUCCAGUUCACCCCGCCCUUCCCUGGGACCUAGAUGGCAUCCUUCGUACCUACCUUUAUUGUAACAUGCCCACUUACCAGGGACAGUUCUCUUCUACCGUGGCCUCGCCACAGUGCCUUCCCCAACUGGCCCCCACCAUCGCAGGUCUGGUGGGACCACUGGUAGAUGAUGUUGGCCCUGCAGCCCUGGGGCUGCUGCUGUGUGCAAGGCCCCACUCAGGACCCCUAGGAAGCCAGGGCACUGCAGCAGGGCUGGGAGUGAAGGCCAGAAAUCUGUGCCUCUCUAGACCCAGGGCCUCCAGCUUUACCCCACCCACCUACAACGGCUGGCCAGGCCCCAACCGGUGAAAUCUGAGUGGUCCCAAGAGCUAGAAACUCAGGAAACCCCAGGUGCUUAGGGCCCCGCUGUCUGGGGGCCUCUGUGGGGCAAACCCCCGUUAAUAUAUGCAAUUCCUCCACCCCCACACCACUUUGCUCCCUAAAUUAUUGCCUGUUUGCCUCUCCCAGGUCCCAGAAUCUGCCAGAGGAGCUUGGGGUAGGGUGGCCCUUUGGUUUCUAUGUGUAUUUAUAAUGAACUCUAAUGUAUAUAUGUAAAGAUACCUUUUUUAAAUAUAUGUGCCUUUUGCCUACUUCCCAUAUUGUCUGCUCCUCUGGCCAGCUUGUGGGGGACAGUGGGAAGGGUGGGGACUAAAGCUUGCAGAACCCUGCCCACUGCAGAUGCCUUGUUACAAGU